CAAAUAUCAAGGGCGGAAAACACGCUUCAGACGCACGUGGCUUUUAGACGGGAGCGAUCAGAAUUCGGUUCUCUUGGGUGGCGCGCGCAUACCGCAUCUGGGUAGCUUGCCUUUUGCUCUCACCGCCGAAUCCCGGCUCUCUCUUUGACGCUUCGCUCCUUGUCCUUCCCCACCACCACACCAGACAUGCCCAGAGAACUCCCGGGGCUCUACUUCGACACCGUCCGCCAGCGCUACUUUCCGCUCGCCCAGCGUCCGGCAGGCGCGACGACGACCACGACCACCGCGACGACAGCUACCAGCGCGCCACGUCAGCCGCAGCAGCACAAGCCCGAGCAGCAGCAGUCCCCGCGCGCCGCACUCAAGCGUAGACGCGCGCCUCUCUGGGACUCGUCGCGCGCUUUGAGAAACGCGCGCUCCUUUGCCGAGCGCGAACGCGCCGUGCACAACGCACAGUGCUUUGAGUACGCACACACCUCCGUCGUCGAGCAAUGCAAGAUCCCCGUCUUCCAUCCCAUACGCUCAUUCUGCAGCACCACAUGGGGCGGCCAGCGAUACAGCUUCAUUGGAGAUAGCGCCGGCUGGCUCUACUCCCAGGGCAAGUACGCAUGGGAGAUAGAGCUCAAUAUCCACCCGAGGACGGAGAUAUCGUCUAUAUGCGCCUCGGGAUCCCUCUGCGUUGCUACUUCCUCCGGCCCCUCAACGAAAAUAUCCGUCCAAGACCUCAGUACGGCGGGAAGAACGUCGCUCCUGACGCUCAAUAACGUCUACGACGUCCGCUGUAGUCACCUGUCCGGCUCCUCGCUCGUUCUCGGCGCGGCGAAGCAAGCUGUUUACCUACCCGACAUCGCGAAUCCGACCUUCCAAUAUCUGCCUACGCAUAGCGAUGUAUACGCUGUUGAGCGGGAGCAGGACCUCAUCUACACCGGUGCGCGUAAUGGGAGCAUACACCGCUUCGACAUGCGCAUGCAUAAGCCGACCGGCGACCUCCUCUUCCCCGACCGCGAACCGAGCAACGUCGUCAACCUUCGCGUCAUCCGCGAGACACAGCUGCUUGUGAACCAUCGCAAUGGCUUGAUCGCCGCCUACGACCUCCGCUUCCCGCGUGAGUCGACGCCCGUGAUGACCUACGCCGGGCAGGUCCCAAGCCACUACACGCUUGGCUUCGCCGUCGACCCCGCGCAGGACUUCGUCUUCGCCGCGGGCGACGACCGCCGCAUCCGCGCGUGGUCCCUGCGCUACGGCGAGCUGCUCGACCCGGGCCCGGGGCAGAAGGCGGGCGGGGAAGACGACGAUGGCUGCGCUCGUGGGCACGCGCGCAUUGGCUACGACGACCUGGAGGAGAUGCCCAUCGACGUCCCGACGGGCGAGCUGCCCGUGCGUGCGCGGGGGAAUCCGUUCCGGACGGUGUUCCCAGACCGGGUGGCGACGAUGCAGGUGGCGGAGGAGGAGACGGGCGAGCGGGUGCUGUGGGCGACGAGCGCGGGGGUGUUGUAUCGGUAUGGGCUGGGGCAGAGGUAUGUGGGGUAACAUCCGCGGAUGAUCUCUGCACACUGGCUUCGUCUUGUUCGUCGCCUGCGCGUGCGUCUGUUCGUCCUUCUCUUUCCGCACGCAACGCAACUCUUGUCAGUCCUCACUGGACCUAUUUAACGUACACUAAGACCGCACUUGCGCAUAGUAUUGAUACUGCAUAAUAACCUCCCAUCCCCAACAGCGUUCGUUGUAUAUAUGUACUACUUAUUGUGGACCGCAUUGGCCAGCGCGCAGAUCCUGGUCAAAGACGCUGGCGCCCAUACACGUAGACUUUUUCGAGCUUUUACCUGUCUGUAGCGAUGCAGAUGGAUUUUUUGGCCAGAUUAUCAGAGGCUUAACCUGUAUGAAGAUGAAUCGUAUAGCGUACAGUUCAUUCCACCGGAAAACUUGUCA
This is a messenger RNA of Schizophyllum commune H4-8, 1926 nucleotides long. RefSeq lists its product as uncharacterized. Gene Ontology annotation, molecular function: protein binding. NCBI's taxonomy places the organism in Eukaryota, Fungi, Basidiomycota, Agaricomycetes, Agaricales, Schizophyllaceae. The record is from RefSeq and is a predicted model, not a curated record. The coding region runs from base 187 to 1530 and encodes 447 amino acids. The transcript is spliced from 8 exons. Gene Ontology annotation, cellular component: Cul4-RING E3 ubiquitin ligase complex.